ACUUAUUUACGGACAAGUGCCAUGGCGGAGCCAAGUAAAGCCGAUAUUGCAAUGACGGCCUCUAACCCGAUCAGUGCGGCUAAUGGUACCAUUCGGGCCAUGGUUGGCCACUUCACCCGCGUCGAGAACCAGAUCAAGGACAUCGCAGCUAUGGCCUCUUCAUCAAGCGUUCCGUCGACAACUUCUUAUGAUGAACUAUCAUCGCUCCUAUCAGAACUCAAGUUGAGGCAAAGCAACGUAUCAACGGCCUAUGAUACAUUGAUGACAAUUGAUCCGAACGCCAUUGAAAAAUCGAAUAACAGGUUAGACGAUAUAGCUAAAAAGUACUCUUCAUCGGUUGGUUUGGUUAACGACGCAUUAGCCCAUUUGGACGGUCUGGUAUCAGUCUCGCCGGGACGAGUAUCGUUCAAGGCCAAUAUCGGUCUACAACCGUUUAAAUUAUCUCGAGAUGCUAACCCAGAGGAGGUCCGGACAUGGAUACGUGCGUUUCGAGCAUUCUACUCCACGUCAAAUAUGCAAGUCCUGGCCGUGGUCGAUCAGCAGGCGUAUUUUCUUGCGUCCCUGGAACCAAGCUUGGCUUUAAUUCUUAGUGAUUCAAUUGAUGAUGCCACACCUGUCUUAUCGGACGGAGGCUGCGUGGAACUACUUGAACAAAGGUUCCGUGAGGUCCAUCCAGUCUUUGCUAGGCGUUGUGCAUUAUUUUCAUUUCGCAAGAUUAAAUCGACCCGAUUCGCUGACGCAUAUCAUCAAUUACGCAAACAGAGUGAUGAGUGCGAACUCUCCUCUUUCAAUAUUCAACGCGAUCUUCUGGCAUUUAUUAUGAUACGAUCCUGUGACGAUGAUCCUGGGCUAUAUACUAGACUACUCGAGUUGGAUAACCCUGACAUGACAGAAUUGUUGAGACAAGCUAAGCUCUAUGAAAAUGCCCGCCACCCAGUCCCCUCUGAACACGUCGCCGCUUUGCGGGAAACAACUUCGCCACAAGAAGUUCAGAGACCGAAGUCGUGGAUAUAUGUUUGCCAUGGUUGUGGUAGCGAACAACAUAAAAAGGAACAAUGCCCUUUUAAAUUCACAACAUGCUAUGACUGUAAUAGGACAGGCCACAUUGCUAAUGUGUGUGGUGAGUACAGUCGUGGACGUAAGCCAUACAGAAACAAUGCAAUGUCGUCGGGGAGAAGUCCCUACAAGAGUCCUAAAAGAAAUCGAGAACGUCGGACUGGAACACCUGUUGAGCGCAAUCGGUCAUCGUCAUCGGCGCGAAUAUCGGCCAUAAACGAGUUCACUACCAAACACGAUACGCCACGAAUUCUUAUCACUUGCUCCUUCCGGAGCAAAAAGUUACUUGCAAUACCAGAUACCGGAGCAACCAGGACUGUUCUUCCCUUGACGGCUAUCCCCGAUGAAGCACUCAUUAGGCCCUCCCGUACUCGCCUGUCUGCUGCCAAUGGAACGCAAAUGGCGUCCACUGGAGCAAUAACGUUCACUGCAACGGUAAAUUCAGGACCAGAAGCAAUAAUAGACGCCUUGGUCUCAAAAGACUUGACGGGUCCUGCUUUAAUAUCUUGGCACGAUCUCAUGGCCCUUGGGAUCUUGUCGUCAGACUUCCCCACUCCUGCACGACAAGAUACAACCGUCGCUACUGUUCUAACCAUGGAGAUUGACAACUUGGAUGCGAUAAAAUCCGACUUUGCCGAUGUCUUGUGUAAUUCGUUGGGUGCUGCCUCUGGAUGUAUCAAAGGAGAGCCAAUGAAAAUAGUGUUGGAUCCAACGACAGAAGUUAAACCAAUCCAGGUGCCAUUAAACCAGUAACAACCCCCACUACCUGGUGCUCUCCAGCACAUUUCGUGACUAAACCAGGGGGUAAAAAGGUCCGCCUUGUAACAGACUAUCGCCAAUUAAACAAGGCAGUCCUGCGUCCCGUCCACCCGUUUCCCUCAGCCCCCGACCUAAUGAGACGGAUACUUCCCAAGAGCAAAUGGUUUGCCAAGCUGGACGCAAUACACGGAUAUUUCCAGGUUCCCCUUGACAAGGAAUCAAUGCCCCUAACCUGUUUCCUACUUCAUAACGGCCGGUGGAUGUAUACCGUGGCACCCAUGGGCUUGAACUCGUCCUCGGAUAAUUUCAACUAUAGAACC
Tigriopus californicus is the source of this 2135-nucleotide messenger RNA. RefSeq lists its product as uncharacterized. The record is from RefSeq and is a predicted model, not a curated record. Gene Ontology annotation, molecular function: nucleic acid binding; zinc ion binding. NCBI's taxonomy places the organism in Eukaryota, Metazoa, Arthropoda, Copepoda, Harpacticoida, Harpacticidae. The transcript has 2 exons. The coding region runs from base 22 to 1809 and encodes 595 amino acids.